GUUACAUUGAAGUUUCAGCAUUUGGUUGUUGAGGCAAUAUUACCAUGCAGUAUCUGAUAAAUAUUUAGGCUAAACGGGUAUUUAAAAGCAUCACUAGGGAAAUGUUUUGAAACUUCUGCUUCUGUUAAUAUUACCUCAUUUGAGAGAACAUUCAACUUCCACAUAUUUAAGACAUCACAGAAGAUAGCGAGAAUCUUCGAAUAUUCUCUUUUACCUUGACAGGCUACGAAGAUUUUUGCAAGAAAAGACAAAAAAGAGUGAAAAUCAUGGUGUCAGAAAUGCUUGGAAACAACACCACAAGCAAGCUGGAAGAUUACAGAAUUGCUCUUCGGGUCUUCUACAUAUUUAUCUUUGUUGGUGGGACUCUGAAUGUUAUACUAAUGUCCUGUCAGCUACAAUCAGAAAGACGUCUCUCUUUCACCAAAGUGUCUGUUAUCAACUUAAUAGUAGUCCACUCUGUUUUCCUUGUCACAGUGCCCUUUCGUAUUUACUACUAUUAUGAAGAAUCUUCCAGCUGGAAGCUGGGCACGUAUUUGUGCAAAAUUGUCAGUGUUAUGAUCCAUGCACACAUGUACCUUGCAUUCAUCUUUUAUGUCUUCUUUCUUAUUGUGCGUUAUAUAGAGCAUUAUAUAUUCAAAAAGCAACACAGGCUUGAGUUCCAUCGUUUGCUUCACGCCACAAUUGCAAGCACAACUGUCUGGGUUGCCAUUUUCGGCUUUAUGCUCCCUCCAACUUUGAUUAACUAUGGAUCCAUGCAGAACGAUUCUACCCAGUGCUUUCAUUUUGGUGUGGCUCUCAAAAAUCCUGCCGUGAAAAACUUAAACUAUGUUAUUUCCAUACUAGUGAUGCUCAUCUGGAGUGUUCUAUUGUUUUUCCAGAUUUAUUUUCUACUCUUAGUGAGUAAGAAAGUUGGAAAGGGCAAAUGUCAACAUCAAGAUUUCAGGGCACAAUUGAAAAACCUUGUUAUCCUUUUGGUCGUAUUUUUGUGUUUUUUGCCCUACCAAGCAUUCAGAAUACACUAUGUGUCCCUCAUGUACACUGGUAAAUAUGAUGAGGAUUCUAGGCUUAUAUAUGGAAAUGAAAUCUUUCUUGCUGUGACUGGUCUCAGCUGCUUUGAUAUGAUUUUUUUUUCUUUUGGGUAUAUAAAGAAACUAAUUAAUUCAAGGGGAUGUAUGUGCCUUUCAUGAGAACAAUGUUGACUUUGAUUGCAUAUAUAUUUUGUUAUUAAUAUAUUGCUAUAACUGAUUUCCAUUUUGUUUUGUUCAUUUUUUAUGCUUUUAAUGUAUAGUUGUCUCACGUGACAGAAUUGGUGAGCAAGGAAGUUUUCCUUAUUUAGUGACCUUGGAAUGUUUUGUACAUAAUAAGUCUUUCUUAUUAUAAGUUUUUCUUUUCAGCUUUCAAGGAAAAACUUUCCAUUUUUCUUUACAACUUAAAGGCAUUAAAGUGAG
Molecule: messenger RNA, 1448 nt
Organism: Xyrauchen texanus (razorback sucker)
Lineage: Eukaryota; Metazoa; Chordata; Actinopteri; Cypriniformes; Catostomidae
Product: probable G-protein coupled receptor 141
Exons: 4
Coding region: 267-1187 (306 amino acids)
Biological process (GO): G protein-coupled receptor signaling pathway
Cellular component (GO): membrane
Molecular function (GO): G protein-coupled receptor activity; oxysterol binding
Source: RefSeq, a predicted model, not a curated record